This is a messenger RNA of Peronospora matthiolae, 252 nucleotides long. Lineage: Eukaryota; Oomycota; Peronosporomycetes; Peronosporales; Peronosporaceae. The record is from the annotation of a GenBank genome assembly.
AUGCGAGAGACCACUCGAGUGACGUCGCGUUCGUCCUGGCCAAUCAAGUCGCACUCAAGUCCUCAGUGCGCUCCUCAAGUCCAUCCUCGGAGCUCCUCCUCACUCGUGAUUGUCCGGAAGAGCAUCAGCACUCGCCCUUGUCCCGCUAUCAGUGCGUUAGUGCGAGCCAAAGAUGUGGCAAAGGAUAAGAUCCUCGAGACGCCAGUGCUUAGAUCCAUUGCGGUCUCUGGUCGAGGCUACACUAGUGUGUGA